This is a messenger RNA of Akanthomyces muscarius, 4275 nucleotides long. RefSeq lists its product as uncharacterized. NCBI's taxonomy places the organism in Eukaryota, Fungi, Ascomycota, Sordariomycetes, Hypocreales, Cordycipitaceae. Bases 1 to 4275 code for a protein of 1424 amino acids. The transcript is spliced from 5 exons. Gene Ontology annotation, biological process: carbohydrate metabolic process. Gene Ontology annotation, molecular function: hexosyltransferase activity; UDP-glycosyltransferase activity. The record is from RefSeq and is a predicted model, not a curated record.
AUGGCCCCCUCACCACCAAUGUUGACCUCGGGCGGCGACGACCACGCCGGGGAUAGCAAGCGGCGCGGCCCUCGCAAGCUGCGCAGGAAAACACCCGCCUUGUCAUCCUCGACACCCGAUCUCCCAGAGCCGCUGCUAGAUAGCGAUGAUUCAGCAGACGACGGACAUGCAGAAGUCAUGCCCACGCCCAUGUCGGUCAAUAUGAACCAGAGUAUUUUUGGUCUUAUUGCUGCAGCCGGCUCCCGAGUCGACUUUAAUACUCGCUUCGAUGGCAACAGCAGUGACGAGGAGGAUGGCUCCAAAGAAUCUCCAUCCAGUCCCCCCAGUACCUCGCAAACGACUGUACUCCGUCCCGAUACGAAGAAGCACAAAAAGUCUCUCUCGAAACACAGACUACUCAAGUCGAUCGCGACGCUGCCAAGACUUAAGCCCAAGUCCAAGCACGAGUCAAGCAGGUCGUCGCAGCCAGAGCCCUCUACCGACGAGCCUAGCCAGUCCGAUGACGCCAACGAGACUCAAAUUUCAUCGUCUCCCGGGGCAGAAGCGCGUCCCGCUCGGCGACCCUCGGUCAUGAGUCGCAUGCUGCAAGCCAGGGCAGAGAUGUCAAGCCGUCCCAGCUUCGAUAUGGAACGCCGAUCCGCCGACUUGAGACGAUCAGAGGAUGAGAAUGAUGAGACGACUCCACUAGCUCGUCGCUUAAUGGAGAUAUUUGGGUUCAGUGAGCCCGAGCAAGUCAUACAAGAAUACCCCUGCUGGCUAUUGCAAAGUGUCCUUUUGCAGGGUUUCUUGUACAUCACCUCAAGACAUAUUUGCUUUUAUGCUUAUUUACCUAAGAAAGAGAACAUUGUCGCUAAAUCUGGCUACUUAUCCAAAAGCGGCAAACGCAAUCCUAAAUAUAACCGUUAUUGGUUCCGUCUCAAAGGCGAUGUCCUCUCAUAUUAUCGCGACGCGACGAACUUGUAUUUCCCCCAUGGCCAGAUUGAUCUUAGGUUUGGCAUCUCAGCCAGUGUUGCGGACAAGGACAAAGAUGGGCUACAUUUCGAGGUCGUCACGAAUCAGCGCACUUACAACUUUAGAGCUGACAGCGCACCCAGCGCCAAGGAAUGGGUCAAGAGCCUCCAGAGAGUCAUAUUUAGGAGUCACAAUGACGGUGACAGCGUCAAGAUCUCGCUGCCGAUUGAAAACAUUAUCGACGUAGAAGACACCCAAAUGGUCGAAUUUUCCGAUACUUGCAAAAUUCGUGUCAUUGACAACGAUGAAACUUAUGCGAUCGAUGAGUACUUCUUCUCGUUCUUCUCCUUCGGCAAAGAAGCCAUCAAUGUCUUGAGAAUUCUUGUCGAGGACUCCGCAGCCAAAAAACAGCGAGGGAAAGAUACGGCUAUUGCUGGCACAUCUUCACAGCCGGAGACGGGUCCGGCUAAAAUCCAUACUGGCAAGAUACAGGAGACUGUCAAAGCAACUCUCUCCCCGCUUUCGCCGCAUCGCUCGGCAAAUGCAAGCCCCCGUGGAAGUGUCGAGGUUUCAUCUAGGACUAGUAGAGAUGGUUUCGGCGCGGAUCGAUCUAGCCAUGACCACCAGAAACCGCUCAACAGCUCAUUCAACGAUCGUAGUCCACGCAGGAGCUUCAGCGGUUCGAGGCCGCGCAGCCGACUUUCCGAUGGAGGCAAGACUCCCAGGACGACGUUUGUCGCGUCAGAUUCCAAUUUUCAAUCUGAGAAAUCAUCCACGGAAGACCCAAGCUUUAUCAGCAUGACUGCAUCUGGUGCCGAGGAUCCGUCGGCCAGCCAGAUCUUACAUGGCAGCGAUGCGUUUCAGCGACCAACUAUUAUGCGUUCGCAUCCGACCGAGCAGGGAAACUCAAACAGCCCAAGCCAGAGUCAGAUUCUGGAUCCUGGACGUGAUGCCCCAUUCCGUCCCGCCCGCCACGCUGCAACGACCGGGCAUUUGGAUCAACUGCGACAGGAGGAUGAGCAAGAGAAUCGUGAUGGAGAGCGGCCACUUACACCUAGUCUUCAAAGUAUCACCAAAAUGGGCACGUAUCCCCUGCAGCGGGCUGGUGCCUUUGCGGACUACUUGAACAAGACGAGCAAACGCAUGAGUUCACUUUUGGCCACCGAAUCUAUGGGCUAUGUGGAAAAAGUGUCAGGCAUGUGGAAAGGCGGCGGGAAGCACUAUGAUGAGCCCGCUGGCCUUCGAGGUGAUGACGACGACCUUGAAGAAGAUUCCGAUGGAAAAAUACAAACAUCCAUGGAGCGGUUCCGGGCACAUUUUGCAUUGCCCGACACAGAAAGACUUCAGGCUACCUACUUCGGUUAUAUUCUGCGCGUUUUGCCUCUGUACGGCAAAAUUUACAUCAGCGACAAAUCAUUCUGCUUCCGAAGCCUCCUUCCUGGAACCCGCACCAAGUUGAUUCUUCCCCUCAGAGAUAUCGAGACUGUUCAUAAAGAGAAGGGGUUCCGAUUCGGCUACUCGGGCCUUGUUCUCGUCAUUCGAGGACACGAAGAGCUAUUCUUUGAGUUCAGACAAAGCGACAUUCGUGACGAUUGUGCUGUCACACUGCUGCAAGACUUGGAGGCGCAUCGCUUUCUCGAAGGAUCCGACACGCACCCUGAGAUUGUUCAGGACGAUGAUGAAUAUGUUGCUGAGAGAGAUGCGCUGAAGACUGCUCGACAGGAAGAAUUCCCUAAUCAUGAAUUGGAACUACCUCAUGAGGUGUCAAGUAUGCCCAAUGCGCCUACAAUCUUGCUCGAGGACACGGAUGCGUCGUUUUUAAGCUUCAAGCCAUCCACUCCCAUGAAAAUCACUUGCUUGACUAUUGGCUCAAGAGGUGACGUUCAGCCAUAUAUAGCCUUGUGUAAGGGUUUGCUGGCCGAAGGUCACAAGCCUCGCAUUGCGACUCAUGCAGAGUUCCAAGGCUGGGUCGAGUCUCACGGCAUUGAGUUCGCAAAAGUCGAAGGUGACCCAGCUGAGCUGAUGCGUCUCUGCAUCGAGAAUGGUACUUUUACGCUAGCGUUCCUGCGAGAGGCCAAUGCAACCUUCCGAGGCUGGCUGGAUGAGCUUCUUGACUCUGCUUACACCGCCUGCGAAGGCUCAGAUCUGCUGAUUGAGUCCCCUUCAGCGAUGGCAGGAAUUCACAUUGCAGAGAAGCUGGGAAUUCCAUACUUUAGAGCAUUCACCAUGCCAUGGACCCGCACGCGCGCCUAUCCUCAUGCUUUCAUUAUGCCUGAGCAUAAGAUGGGUGGUGCAUACAAUUAUAUGACUUACGUCAUGUUUGACAACAUAUUCUGGAAGGCCACUGCCCAGCAAGUCAAUCGUUGGAGAAACAAGACGCUUGGUCUCCCAAACACCAGCCUGGAAAAGAUGCAGCCGAACAAGGUCCCAUUUCUCUACAAUUUUAGCCCUUGCGUUGUGGCACCCCCGCUGGAUUUCUCGGACUGGAUCAGAAUCACUGGAUACUGGUUCUUGGAUGAGGAAGACAAGUAUACACCGCCGAAGGAGCUUGCCGACUUCAUUCAACAGGCGCGGGAUGAUGGCAAGAAGCUAGUGUACGUCGGCUUUGGGUCCAUCAUCGUCAAUGAUCCUGUCAAAAUGACCAAAGAAGUCAUUGACGCUGUCUUGAAAGCGGACGUGAGGUGCAUCUUGUCCAAAGGAUGGUCUGACCGUAUCUCGUCGAACGAGGACCCAAGCAAGAAACGUCCCGAAGAGCCCGAAAUGCCACCCGAGAUUCACGUCAUCAAAUCCGCGCCUCAUGACUGGCUGUUUAAGCAGAUUGAUGCUGCUGCACAUCACGGAGGCUCCGGCACUACUGGCGCGAGCCUGAGAGCUGGUCUACCUACUAUCAUUCGGCCAUUUUUUGGCGACCAGUACUUUUUUGCCAGCCGUGUCGAGGACCUUGGCGUUGGUGUGUGGGUGAAGAAAUGGGGCACGCAGAGCUUCGGCAGGGCACUCUGGGAAGUGACACGCAACGAGCGAAUGAUUGUCAAGGCCAAGGUGCUUGGCGAACAGAUUCGAAAGGAUCAUGGCGUUGAUACGGCGAUUCAAUCCAUCUACCGUGACAUGGAGUAUGCCACGAGUCUGAUCAAGCGCAAGGCGGGCAAGAAUGGUCGGCCAGAGCCUGACGAGGACGAUGAGGAGACUGAAGAGAGCUGGACUUUUGUAGGAGGUGACGAGCCCGACCCCGACAUGGUGACCAAGAAGCUGAGCGAGGAGCUGGGAAACUUGGUCCUCGGAAAAGAGAAGACUGUGAAGAACGAUGCAGUAUCGGGCGACGCAUGA